Messenger RNA from Cryptomeria japonica (Japanese cedar), 723 nucleotides. RefSeq names its product secreted RxLR effector protein 161-like. The coding region runs from base 1 to 723 and encodes 240 amino acids. The transcript has a single exon. Lineage: Eukaryota; Viridiplantae; Streptophyta; Pinopsida; Cupressales; Cupressaceae. The record is from RefSeq and is a predicted model, not a curated record.
AUGGAGCAAAAUCUUAAGCUCUCUUUAGAUGACCCUUCAACAUUGGUUGAUCCAACUAUCUAUAGGAAACUUGUUGGUAGUUUGAUUUAUGCUACAACUACCCGUCCGGAUAUUUCUUUUGCUAUUGGAGUGCUUUCAAGGUUUAUGCAACAACCUAGAGAAACUCAUUGGUUAGCUGCCAAGCACAUUCUUCGCUAUUUGCAAGGUACUCAGCACUAUGGGCUCAAAUACUCCAAAAGAAACCAAUUUUCUUUGGUUGGCUAUUCUGAUUCCGAUUAUGCAGGUGAUUCUACAGAUGGAAAAUCUACAUCCGGAUAUUUAAUGUAUCUUGGAUCUGUUGUCAUCUCUUGGAGAUCUAAAAAGCAAUUUGUUCCAGUUGCCUCUUCUUCCGAAGCUGAAUAUAUGGCCACCUUUGAAGCAACUCGAGAAAUCUUAUGGUUUCGAAGAAUUCUUGAAGACUUGCAGACACCACAAAUUUCAUCGAUUCCACUCUUCAUUGACAAUCAAUUUGCUAUCAAAAUGGCUAAAAAUUCAGUAUUUCAUGAUCACACCAAGCACAUCAAUACAAAGUUUCAUUUGAUUUGGCAUUAUGUGAAAGAUGGCACCAUAUACCUUAAAUAUUGCCCCACUGCACAUCAACCAGCAGAUAUUCUUACCAAGGCUUUGGGCAGAGAAAAGAUUGAGAAGUUCAGAGAAAUGCUCGGCUUAACCCCUUCAGUUUAA